AUGCCGAUGAGCAGAGAGCGCAUCCCUGACGCGGUGAUCGAUCCCCCAGGGCUGCCUAUAUUGAACGGCACCUUUGCAGCCGUCACUGGCCUCUCGUACUCCCGAUCCCGUACAGGUUUCAACUUGAAGCACGAAACAUCCUAUCGCACCCGUCGUAUCAUCGGUCAGCUGAACUCGGGCGCCGAACUUAUCGAUUCUCUCACCGCGCUCUGCCAGGAAGAGCACAUCACCGCAGGUCAAGUCCGCGUCAGCGGAGCGCUCGAACACGUCGAGUUGACACAUUUUGAUCCGAAGGCGCGCGACUACAAGCUCGCGCACGAAGGGGGACCGGCCGAGAUCGCCUCCCUCACUGGGACCAUCGCCACCAUCGGAGGUCAGGUGAUCCUGCGCCUCGACGCGCUCUUGCUCGGACAGAGCAACUUUGGCGCGCACAUGGUGACAGGUCAGGUGCGCAGCGCGCGCGUCUCGGUCGCCGAGUUCGUGCUCGAGGUCUUCGAAGAUAUCGAGCUCGUUCGCGGCAAGGACUCCGAGACGGGGCGCAUGAUCUUGAGCAAGCUCUCGAGCACCGAGUCUGCCCGACCUGCAAAACCACAGGCGCGAGCAGCAGCUCCCGCUCGUCAGGAGCCCGCUCGCCACGAGGCAACUCCCGAGCGCGCUCCUGCGCCAGCAGCUCCAAAGAAAGAGGAGCCCGCGCCAGCCAAGGAAGAGCCCGCGGCGCCAAAGCCCGAGGCUUCGAACAUGAGCUGGGGCGAGGCGAUCGCGCGCAGCGAAAAGAGCGCUACUCCGGCCAGUCGUAAGCCUCGCUCGCAUAGCCCCGAGCCAGCCGCCAGCGAGAUCUACGCGGACGUCGAGCUCCCCGAUGACGAAGAGCGCCCGCUGAUGAAGUCAGGGGAUUACCUCGAUCACCCCAAGCUCGGCCGCUGCCGCGUGAUGAAGGUCGAGGAUGAUGAGGAGUACGCGCAUGAUCUCUUCCAUCCCGACCGUGUUCGAGCUGUGCUCGAGCGCGAGCUCGAUGACGCGCCACCGCUCGUGGUCGACGCGAGGCUCUUUGGCAAGGAUGCCUCGAAGAUGAUCGAGGCGGGGGUCUUGAUCCCGCUCACCGAGCGCGAUGGCAUCAUGCAUGUGUUGCUGACUCGCCGGGCGAAAAAACUCCGCAAACACUCCGGCGAGAUCAGCUUCCCCGGCGGCCGGUUCGAUCCGACCGAUGACACGCUGCGUGACGCCGCAUUGCGCGAAGCGCACGAAGAGGUCGCGCUCGCUCCUCAGGAUGUCUCGGUCUUCGGGCCCUUCGCGGAUGUGCCCACGGUGACGGGGUUUCGCAUGCACGUCUUUGUCGGCGAGUUCCCUGAUCCUUAUGCGCUCGAGCAUAACCCGGAUGAGAUCGAGUACAUGCUCGUGUUGCCUCUGUCGGCGUUUGUCGCCGAUGGUGUCCAUCGCGUGGUCAUGCAACAAUACCAGGGGAUGGCUUACCCGAUUCAUACCUACGAUGUGGACGAGCAACCUGUCUGGGGCGCCACGGCUUACAUCCUCCACGAAUUCUUGAAGUUCCUGGGAGCCGAGCACUAG
This is a messenger RNA of Ostreobium quekettii, 1566 nucleotides long. The record is from the annotation of a GenBank genome assembly. Lineage: Eukaryota; Viridiplantae; Chlorophyta; Ulvophyceae; Bryopsidales; Ostreobiaceae.